Messenger RNA from Esox lucius (northern pike), 2539 nucleotides. Its product is annotated as BTB/POZ domain-containing protein 1. Gene Ontology annotation, molecular function: protein binding. The record is from RefSeq and is a predicted model, not a curated record. The transcript has 8 exons. Gene Ontology annotation, cellular component: P-body; cytosol. Gene Ontology annotation, biological process: neurogenesis. NCBI's taxonomy places the organism in Eukaryota, Metazoa, Chordata, Actinopteri, Esociformes, Esocidae. The coding region runs from base 237 to 1700 and encodes 487 amino acids.
AGAACAACUAGUAGGUUUCACAGGAUGAGACGUACAUCGCGGAAGUGUGCGACUGUCCGUCAUUUUUGGGAAGAAACACCGAGGCAUCAGCAGUAAGGCAAGUAAAUAUCAACAAACGAUGGCCUAUUCUGCUUUGAAAACAAUGCAAUUAACCGCAAUUAUGUGGAAUUGAUAUUUCCCACCAUUAUCAAUCGUAAAAGCCAGUAAGGACUAAAUACACCGCAGUUGGUUACGAAAUGGCGACUGGAGGUGGCGGCGGCCCACCGUCAAAUCUUGAAGGACAGGCAUCCAAUUUCGCGCAUUCUGGAGCGGGAAGGAAUGCCGGAGCGGCCUCGAAUAUGCCCGUCCCUGUUGUCGCAGCACCAAUUCCCCCUCCUUCGGGAGGCCUUUACCGAGAGCCCGUGUAUAACUGGCAGGCCACGAAGAGCUCGGUGAAAGAGCGCUUCGCUUUUCUCUUCAAUAAUGAACUGCUCAGCGAUGUUAGGUUUAUUGUCGGCAAAGGUAGACUAGCACAGAGGAUACCAGCUCAUAAAUUUGUCCUAGCUGCUGGUAGUGCAGUAUUUGACGCCAUGUUCAACGGAGGAAUGGCCACCACCUCGACUGAGAUAGAGCUACCUGAUGUGGAACCUGCAGCCUUCCUAGCCUUGUUAAGGUUCCUGUACUCUGACGAGGUCCACAUAGGGCCAGAGACUGUGAUGACCACUUUGUACACAGCAAAGAAAUAUGCUGUCCCUGCUCUAGAGACCCAGUGUGUGGACUUCCUCACCAAACACCUCAGAGCAGACAAUGCAUUCAUGUUACUAACUCAGGCCAGGCUAUUUGAUGAGCCACAACUUGCCAGCCUCUGCUUGGAAACUAUAGAUAAAAGCACAGCAGAUGCUAUAAACGCAGAAGGAUUCACUGACAUUGACCUAGAUACACUGUGUGCUGUGCUGGAGAGAGACACCCUGGGGAUCCGGGAGAACCGUCUGUUCGGGGCAGUGGUGCGCUGGGCAGACGCUGAGUGUUACAGGCAACAGCUUCCCCUCACCUCAGAGAACAAACAGAGGGUUCUGGGCAAGGCCCUGACCCUCAUCCGCUUCCCCCUCAUGACCGUGGAGGAGUUUGCUGCAGGGCCUGCCCAGUCUGGGAUAUUGUUCGAUCGGGAGGUGGUAAAUCUGUUUUUACACUUUACAGUAAACCCCAAACCGCGGGUAGACUACAUUGACAGACCACGCUGCUGUCUCAGGGGAAAGGAGGGCAGCAUUAAUAGGUUCCAGCAGGUUGAAAGUCGCUGGGGAUACAGUGGUACCAGUGACAGGAUCAGAUUUAAUGUAAAUAGAAGAAUAUCAGUAGUGGGGUUUGGACUGUAUGGAUCGAUUCACGGACCUACUGACUAUCAAGUUAAUAUACAGAUUAUUGAGAGUGAUAAAAGCCUAACACUUGCCACAAAUGACACAGGCUUUAGCUGUGAUGGAACAGCCAACACUUUCCGAGUCAUGUUCAAGGAGCCUGUGGAGAUUUUACCCAAUGUUAGCUACACUGCCUGUGCAACCUUAAAGGGCCCGGAUUCUCACUAUGGAACUAAAGGGUUAAAGAAAGUGAGCCAGGAGUCGGCCACCGGAACCAAGACGACCUUUUUCUUUUUCAGUUCGCCCGGGAACAAUAAUGGAACGUCCGUAGAGGAUGGUCAGAUCCCAGAGAUAAUCUACUACACCUAAAACGUCUCAUCACCCCUGGGUUUUGUUCAGUUGGGUUAAACCGUGUUCUCAUCUACUACACCUAAAAUGUCUCAUCUCCCCUGGGUUGUGUUCAGUUGGGUUAAACCAUGUUCUCAUCUACUACACCUAAAACGUCUCAUCUCCCCUGGGUUGUGGUCAGUUGGGUUAAACCAUACUCUGACUUGGUCCUACGCACACUUGUCCGAUAAGAAAAAGCUUUUGAUUUUGUGUUUUGUCAUUUUCUCAUGUUUUCUUUAGCACCAUCUGUUGAACACGACACCCAUAUAAACACAACUGGUUUGUCAGUAGGCAUGCUCAGAAUGUUGCAGAUAGGGAUGUCAUGAGAAGGUAUUGUGAUUCUUGGUUUUGUAAUAGCUACAUUUUUGUAUUUCAAUCUGAAUUCCCUGGGUCAGGUACACCACAUCUACACUUCAACUAGGGCAGGGGGACGAAGGUAUAAAUGUGAGGAAAACUCACUGUAACGGAGGUGUUAGUAAAUGCUUAAGUUUUCUGAAUCAAAAUGUUUUGCAAUGGUGUGCCCUAAUGAACACAACCCAGACAGUCAUUUGGGCCUCAGAGUGGAGUGUUAGGUGUUGUAGCCUGGUUGUAGAUCUGUUUGUACUCUAUUCAACUCCAUUGCUGUUGUUGCCAAAGACAAUUCCAUAAGCAGUUGGCAAGACACAUGGAAACAAUGUCCAUGCUAGAAGGGUCGGGCCUCAAAUGGUGGACACAAAACCAUUUGGAAACCAGGAGUAGUUGAAGCGUUUUGGGAUCUGCUGUUUUAGGACCUCAGGUGUGCGUGUGCUGGACAUUUGAUGUAAUAAAACUGGAACCCAAAA